AUGUCAUCCUCCGCGAAUCUGAUCGCGCAAAACACCGCCCUCCCCUCUUGUGGCCUCCAUGCGCACAUGUCGAUGAAAUUCGGGCUUGCCCCGGUCGCCGUGCCCACGCGGGCCACCCAGCCCUUCCGCUGGGUGUCUGGCUGUCGCUCUUUACACAUCGACGCCCGGUCUCUUCGGCGAGCUCUACCUGUCGCACGGAGAGAGCAUCGUCGCCAAAUUUCGUCGAACACGGGCGCUCAAGCUUUCGCAUACACGUGGCUGACGCAGACCCCUGAAAGUAUAACUCCCGAAGAUAUCUUAUCUGUAUCUAGCCUACCUUUACCUCCCAAAUCGCUCGCGAGCCCGGUAGCUAUUCCCGUCCUUCUGGCAACCCCUGCAUUCGCGCAGUGGAUCAACACCGAGAAUGAGUUCCUCGAAAAAUGGGUCAAUCACUUAUAUCGUGACUCCGACGUGGUAGACUCUUCCGGCUCCGUCGACACGGUUGUUGCGCUGGUCGAUAAACUUCCCCGACCCUUACCGCGUACCGGAGGAACCAGGGGAAACGACCAUGUCGAAAAGGUGACGGAGAGCGAGGGAAUGUCCGUUGUUUUUGUGAAGCCAGAACAGAUCCAAGGGAAAGCAGCUCCGCCCCGUCGGCUGAGGACUAUGGAAGCCGAUGAGUCUGCCCUCGUGUUUUCAAUCCAACAAACGGAGCCCUCUGUUCCUGAGAGAGUGGUCCAUGAAGUCGGACUACGUCUGGCUAAUACGAUAUUCGUCAACGGCAAAGAGAAUACGCUGUUCGGGGCACGCUGGGCCUACAACCCGGAAGCGGGCAAGUUUGUAUUGGGCCAGUCUAUCGACUUGUCGAGCUGCGUUGUUACAUCGACGGCGAAUGCCAUCCAGAGCUCUACGGUACUUCCGUUGCAUCCCGUGGGUCAGCGGAGAAGGGUGAUAUCCAGCAUGGGUAAUAUUCUCCGUCAGAUAUCGAAGCACACCGACAGCCAAUCGACCACUCCGAUGCCCGCGUCGUCUGAACUGGAGACAGAGCUUCCUCGCUACAUUGCGGAAAACAAUAUCCUCGACCAGAGAGUCUCUGUCUGGGCCCUGGUCGAGGCUCCUGGUGGGGAUUCGCCUACCCCGGAUGGAUCCCAGGAGCCCCUCACCCGGGCUAUCCGGACGGGCGGUAAACUUCACCGUGUCAUGAGCGGAGGAGGCGGGUGGGGAAAGAAACAGGGCCUUCUGUCACUUGACUAUGAGACUAGCUUUUUGGACUCGAGUGAGACGCGUGGGCUCUGCACGAUCGAUCGUGUGUUUUCCGGCGAUAGCCUGGCAUCCGAGAUAGAACUGCCGUCGUUCGGUCAAGGUGCCAUGAUCGAUGAUCUAUCCGAGCUUUCCCAGGUCGCCAAGGCUGGGGAUUAUAUCCAGUUUUUCGUCUCUGUGGACGCCGAUCAUUCGCAGGGCGGCUUAGACACGGCGACGUCUCAAGAUGCUGUUUCGUAUCAGUUCGGUGUUGUGUCCGACAGUGAAGAUCCAGCCGUGCAGGCUGGCGGUGAACUGCCAAAAGACUUGACACUCAUCCCUCAGCAAUUUGGCGCGCUGUCUGAGAAGGCAAUCACCUAUCUCCAGCCUGUUGUUCGGGCCGAGCUAUGUCAGAGCGAGGAGGGACUGGGAGGAGUAGAGGAGUCUCGGACGAAGUUGGAUAUUCCGGGGACUCGUCCCUUCUUUGGCGCGCUGGGUUGCACCUCCGCUAUCGUGUUCACCUGCUUCGGUGCCGCCUAUGGAACCGCUAAGGCCGGUGUCGGUGUCUGCGGCAUGGCUGUCCUGCGGCCCGACCUGAUCGUCAAGAACAUCGUCCCCAUUGUCAUGGCGGGUAUCAUCGGUAUCUACGGGCUGGUCGUGUCGGUCCUGAUCGCGAACGACCUGAACCAGAAGGUCCCGUUGUACACUGGUUUCAUCCAGCUUGGAGCUGGUCUUGCCGUCGGUCUGGCUGGUCUGGCCGCUGGCUUUGCCAUCGGUAUCGUCGGUGACGCUGGUGUCCGUGGAACUGCCCAGCAACCCAGACUCUACGUCGGCAUGAUUCUGAUUCUCAUUUUCGCUGAAGUCUUGGGUCUGUACGGUCUCAUCGUUGCCCUGCUCAUGAACUCUCGCUCGAGCAUCGACGUCUCCUGCUAA
Molecule: messenger RNA, 2151 nt
Organism: Aspergillus candidus
Lineage: Eukaryota; Fungi; Ascomycota; Eurotiomycetes; Eurotiales; Aspergillaceae
Product: V-type proton ATPase 16 kDa proteolipid subunit
Exons: 7
Coding region: 1-2151 (716 amino acids)
Biological process (GO): proton transmembrane transport
Cellular component (GO): proton-transporting V-type ATPase, V0 domain
Molecular function (GO): proton-transporting ATPase activity, rotational mechanism
Source: RefSeq, a predicted model, not a curated record